UUUUUUUUAGCCCAAAAAAACCUACGUUUGAAGCACAGGAGGAGAGUUUUGGAUACUCGUUAAAAAAUGGGGUCAGGACCCAUAGAUCCCAGUGAGCUGCUGAAGGGCCUGGACUGCUUGUUGGGGCAAGAGGGAGAAGUAAAAGCCGUCGAUGGAAUAACAAAAAUAUACAACUUGAUGAAAGAAUCUCAAAAGAUGGUCAGUCGGUGUAUCUACCUGAACAUCAUACUCCAGACAACUGCUCCGGAACUCCUUUCUAAGUUCAUCCGAGUUGGUGGAUACAAGCUGUUAAAUCUUUGGUUGACGUACGCUCGUAAAAACAACAAUAGCCCUCUGCUCCAUCAAAUUCUACUCACCCUUCAGCAUUUACCGCUGACAGUGGACCACCUGAAAAUGAAUAACACCGCUAAAUUAGUGAAGCAGCUCAGCAAAUCCAGUGUGGAUGAUGAUCUUCGGAAGAUAGCUUGUGUUCUGGUCAAUGACUGGAUGACUGUAAUCAGGACCCAGAGCAAUCUUCUGCCUGUUGAAAAAGAAAAAAAGAAGAAGAAAGAAGAUCCAAAAGGACGAUCUCCUAUUGCUGAUAGGACCGCAGAAGCCAAAGCGGAGUCCCGCGUAGAGGAUCAAAGCAAGCGAGAGAAGCCCAAAAUCCAGCGCACUACUGCCCCUAGUCAUGCAAAGUUCAGAUCUACAGGUCUGGAGGUGGACACGCCAUCACAAGCUCCCAUCAAGAAGCCAGCUAUAGUUCCAGUUAUAUCAGACAAAUACUUGAAGCCUGUUCCUGUAAAAAGGCAAAGUUCGGUUCCAUUACCAAGUGAUGCUGCACCUGCAGAAAAGAAAUACAAGCCACUUAAUAUUACACCAAAUGUUGCCAAGGAGAUCAAAGUGAAGAUAAUUCCUCCUCAGCCUAUAGAGAGUUUAGGUUUCUUGGAUGCACUGAAUUCUGCUCCGAUUCCUGGAAUCAAGAUUAAAAAGAAGAAGAAAGCAGUUUCUCCAACCAGUAAUAAGGCCAGUCCAUUUGACGGCAAGCCUCAAGGUGAUGCACCAGCAGUCACCAAGCCCUCUUCUCCAGAACCAGAGCCCGCAGCUGAGGCAAUGGAAGUGGAAAGACCUGGCACUCCAGUUCCUGUUGAACUCCCUGAGCCUAUGGAUACAUCUGUAUCUGCAACUACAACUACUGCCCCUGCCCCAGAUGAAGUCAAAGCUGCUGAGCCAGAGGUUCCCCAACUAACCAAAAAAGGAAAGAAGAGGAAAACGGUAACCUGGCAAGAUGAGCUCCAUCUUCGGGAGUAUUUCUACUUUGAGUUGGAUGAAACGGAGAGAGUUAAUGUGAACAAAAUUAAGGACUUUGGUGAAGCUGCUAAGCGAGAGAUGAUGAAGGACCGUCAAGCUUUCCAAAACGCCCGGCGGCUUAGUCAUGACACUAUGGAGGAAGCCACUCCUUGGGUCACCCCACGGCCCAUGUUACUUAUAGGGCAACUUAUACACGUUGGAAGCAACAGCACAGAAAAGCACACACAAGCUGAGCGGGAGAUGGGAAUCCUGCAAGAGCUUUUUCUAUCCAAAGAGAGUGUUCCUGACACUCCGCAUGAACCGGACCCUGAGCCUUAUGAACCGGCACCACCAAAGCUCAUACCACUGGAUGAGGAAUGUUCCAUGGAGGAUGGUGCGUACAUUGAGUCAAUGGACCAGAGUGGAGGUGGUCAAUCUCCAGACCUGUCAUCUGGUGCUAAGCUGCCUCCUGUACUUGCUAACCUAAUGGGCAGCAUGGGAAAUUCAAAGGCGCAAACAAGCCCAUUGCCAGGCACCAUGCAAGAGAUCCUGACUUCCAUCAUGGGAGCCCAGGGUAGCGCUAAACCAGAAGAUCUGAUGAAGCAACCAGAUUUCUCAGAUAAGAUAAAGCAGCUUCUUGGGUCACUGCAGAAUCAGAAUCAGUCCCCGCCUCCGCCAGGACCAGGGAUUCCAGGACCCAUGUCUGCCAACAGUGGCUUUCCACCACCCGCACCUAAAAACCUACCACAGCAGCCACCUCCACAACAUUACCCACCACCCGGGCCUGGUGGGCCAUUUCCAGGUCCACAUGGACCUCCUGGUGGUCCGCGAAUGAUGGGUCCACCUCCUCCACAACGUGAUGGAUAUUGGGAGCCACCACCGAAUGAAAUGCGAGGUGAACACCAUGAUCCUAUGGUAGGGAGAGGAGGUGGAAUGAGAGGGGAUAGAGGACAUCCUCCCCCAUUUCAUAGGAACCGAGGAGGCAGAGGAGGUGACCCAGGAUUCAGGGGGCGAGGUGGAAGGGGAGGAGAAAGAGGACCUCCUGGCCGUGGAAGAGAUGGACCACACGCUAUGGGACAUGGAGAGCAUAGAGGUUACGGAGGAGAGCACAGGGGCCAUGGAGGAGAGCACAGGGGCCAUGGAGGAGAACACAGGGGUCAUGGUGGAGAGCACAGGGGCCAUGGAGGAGAACAUAAAGGACAUGGUCAAGGUGGAGAUAUGUCUUUUCGUCCUGUUUGUCGACAUUUCAAGUACAAGGGAAACUGUCGAUAUGAAAACGAUUGUGCCUUCUACCACCCAGGCAUUAAUGGACCACCUUUACCUUAAGAAGUGACCCGUUGAAUCAGUGUUUUCCUGGAAGAAAGCGAACAAACUGAACUUUAAUUUAUGGCUUCUGUGAGGCCCAGAUCUUCCCCUCAUUAUCAUCAACUCUGACGAAGAAGCAGAAGAUUCCGCCUGCCUCUUAUGUUUGAGU
Molecule: messenger RNA, 2743 nt
Organism: Nanorana parkeri
Lineage: Eukaryota; Metazoa; Chordata; Amphibia; Anura; Dicroglossidae
Gene: PPP1R10
Product: protein phosphatase 1 regulatory subunit 10
Exons: 19
Coding region: 67-2595 (842 amino acids)
Cellular component (GO): nucleus
Molecular function (GO): metal ion binding
Source: RefSeq, a predicted model, not a curated record